Molecule: messenger RNA, 1206 nt
Organism: Lytechinus pictus (painted urchin)
Lineage: Eukaryota; Metazoa; Echinodermata; Echinoidea; Temnopleuroida; Toxopneustidae
Exons: 1
Coding region: 1-1206 (401 amino acids)
Biological process (GO): neuropeptide signaling pathway
Cellular component (GO): plasma membrane
Molecular function (GO): neuropeptide receptor activity
Source: RefSeq, a predicted model, not a curated record
AUGGAGUUAGGCUGCAGGAUAAUCUACUGGUUUCUAUUCUGUAUCGGUGUUCCUGGUAACAUUAUCAUCACGGCAGCCUAUGCUAUUAAAGCGAAGAAGAAGAGCACCGACAUACUGAUCUUGAUACAAGCCUUGGUGGACUUGAUCGCCUGUAUCACCCCGCAACCUGAUAUGAUCAAUGACGUCUCCUCCUGCUUGGUAACAGCUGUCAUUAGGAUGACCACGUCUCUCGGCUCCCUGUUCUUGACGUUUGCCAUUGCCCUUGAUCGAUUCGUAACCGUCUGCAGACCCUUCUCUCGUCAGAUGACCAGGACAUCGGCAACAGUACUUGCAUUAGCCUGUUUGGGGUUCGCUUUCCUUCUCAACCUGCCUUCAGUGUGGUAUUUUAAUUUGCUAGACCUUGGCUCUAAAGGAUGCAUGUCUGUUGUUACGUCACCCCUCCACGUUCCUGUCAAGGUAAUCCUAGUGGUCUCCUUUUCGGUCGCUGUAGCUGUGAGCUUGUUUUCUUACACUAAGAUAUACACCUUAAUACGUCGGCAAUCCAGAGUAAGGUCUGAGAUGGGUGUUGAUCUUAGAAGCCAAAGUGGUCCGUACAGAUCAUCUACGAUGCCAACCAUUUCUGGAUCGGUCACCGAGUCUCUCCAGCGGACACGAAUUGCGUGGAAUGGGAACGAGACAUCUACGAAUGGACGGUCGACCCUCGUGUCCUGUAAUCUGGAAUCGCAGGAUUCCGGCUAUCUGGAAGUACCGUCCCUUAUGAAACCAGGAACCGGUACGUCAGACCAACGCUCCAGCAAGAUUGAUGUGCCUAUUGUUGAGAGUGUGGAGGUAUCUGGAAGCACCGGAGAGGCCCAAGACCAGACCCCCUCAUUAGUAAAUAACAACGGGAAACAAUUGCAAAGUAAUGCCAAACCCAAUCGAGUUCCAGGGCGUGCACACGGAGACAAGACCACCAAAAUGCUCCUCGCAAUAACCGUCUUUCUCAUUGUAACCUGGUUACCAUACGUUGUAGUUUUCUCUUUACCCACGGCUACCUAUUUCUACCUUGUCACAGAGAUCACCAAUAAGCAUGUGGUUUACUUUAUCACUCGCAUCCGGGGAUUCAAUCACAUGAUCAACGCCUUUAUUUACUGGACGGUCAACCCUCACUUUAGGGAUGAUGUGCAGAAAAUUUUCAUCCGCCUGAAAAACUUGACCAAACGGUAA